CAAACGCCUUUGAUAUGGGCUGCUGCGAGUGGACACGAUACCGUUGUAGAACUACUUCUUGCGGCCGAGAAUGUAGACUAUGACUGGAAGGAUGAUAGCGGUCGGACAGCACUAUCAUGGGCUGUUGCCAAUGGACACGAAGCUGUUAUCAAGCUGCUUCUCGCUACUGGACGAGUCGAUGUAAACUCUCGGGACAAUAAUGACAAAACCCCAUUG
Messenger RNA from Lasiosphaeria miniovina, 216 nucleotides. RefSeq names its product ankyrin repeat-containing domain protein. The annotation marks the transcript as partial. Gene Ontology annotation, molecular function: protein binding. NCBI's taxonomy places the organism in Eukaryota, Fungi, Ascomycota, Sordariomycetes, Sordariales, Lasiosphaeriaceae. Gene Ontology annotation, cellular component: cytoplasm; nucleus. The record is from RefSeq and is a predicted model, not a curated record. Gene Ontology annotation, biological process: regulation of barbed-end actin filament capping. The transcript has a single exon.